This is a messenger RNA of Diaporthe citri, 1425 nucleotides long. RefSeq lists its product as uncharacterized. The coding region runs from base 1 to 1425 and encodes 474 amino acids. NCBI's taxonomy places the organism in Eukaryota, Fungi, Ascomycota, Sordariomycetes, Diaporthales, Diaporthaceae. The transcript has 5 exons. The record is from RefSeq and is a predicted model, not a curated record.
AUGGGGCACGACGCAGCCAUCAACGGCGAUUCGGGAGAUACCGUCGCCAUGAAGAAUCCUAUCACUGGUGGAAUAGACUUGCCAGGCAAGGUCGCCGCGCACAAGUUCGCCAAUAUCAAGGAGCUCGUCAUCAGGAUGGGCGACCAUUUGCCCGACGGAGACCUUCCUGGGCUCUGCCUUGUCAACUCUGACUUCAACUCCAUGUUCUCGCCGCGCCUGUACCGCCACAUUCGCCUGAAUGCGAACUUCUUGAAACCCAAAAACCUCGCUUGGGCUGCCGGAAACCAACGAUUCCGGCACACAAAGAUUCUCUCUUUUGACAACGCAAGUCGAUUCGAUGCCAGCAAGAUUAAGGGCUACGAGGCUGGCGACGAGAACAGCGACAAAUAUUGUGCGCAAUUCCCCAACUUUGCACACUAUCAUCUUUCUUACCUGAAUGGAGCGGAGCAUCAAUGGACGCUUGAGGAGAUCUGCAAGCAAUACAAGCAGCUGGGAGGUGUCCCCCUGAAGCUAGAAGUCGUGGUCUUCGGCCAGGGAGUCAACCUGAAACUGCCCGCAAACGGAGGAGAUGGUUCAGCCCAGGCGAGCUAUCUUUCCCUGCUCACCGAUCCCGGAUGUGUGCGAGAUAUGAGCAUCAUUGCCAGGAGGCAAACAGCAUGGGAAACAUUCGAUUCAUCAUUCUUCCCGAACAUGAAUCGAUUCAGCCUAUAUGCUUCCACUCGUUUUGAGCCCGUGGUUCACGGUUUCUUUGCGCUGCGCAAGACCCGCGACUUCUUGCGCCAGGUCCAUUUCCACGUUGACGGUACUCUCUUCAAGAAAUACUUUGACUUCAAAGACAUGACACGACGGCUCUUUGGUCACUGCAAUUUGAAAGAGCCUGCGUCUACCUUGAAGCCGACGGGGUUUUCCUUCCAUUCGAUACUUCCCUUGGAAGUCCACUACCAACGCAGUAUCGCUCUGCCCCUGCCGACCACUCGUUUCCUUGACAUCACCAUCCAUUACAAGCACCUUGUUGGCUUUUCUGGUGCAGGUCUGUCCAGGAUGUCUGCACUCGAGUGCUUAAGCUUGAAUGUCUACGUCUACCGUAUCCCCGAAUGGGAUGAUAGCCGCACGGUUGGCGAGAACUUGCUGAAAGCUUUAGGCAAGGCCGCCAAGAAUUGCCCCAAACUGCGUUACGUACGCAUAAAGAUGGGCGCCACCGGCCCGGUGCGUGCUCCGAUAGCUGGUCUCAGCUGCUCAAGAGAGAUUGUUCGUGAGCGCAGGCCCCGUUUCAAGAAGCUUCAACCCGUCUUCAAGCCGCUCGAUAUGGAGACCGACAAGCUUCUGCGCCCUCAGAGCAUGUGGACCGAGACGGAGAAGCGAGCACAGUACGUGAAAGAGACUCUCGACGAACUGGUUUUCUACAGGCCCUUGUUGAUGGAUUAA